AUGCGUCAAGGGGACCCUAUUUCUCCUUUUCUUUUUGUCAUUGUUGUGGAAGCUCUAUCUUGUAUGAUUAGAAAGGCUUGUGAUUUGGGUUUAUUGAAAGGUGUUACUCUUCCUAACGAUGGCCCUAAUGUUUCUCACCUUUUUUACGCUGACGACGCUAUCAUCAUGGGGGAAUGGAGUAAGGAAAAUAUUCUAAAUGUUGUGAGAAUUCUUAAGUGCUUUUAUGCGUGUUCCGGUCUUCAUAUAAACUUUGUCAAGUCUAAUCUUUUUGGGCUUGGGUUGAACAUGGGGGAAGUCGACGUUAUGGCUGAGGUGGUUGGUUGUAGAGCAGCGGCCCUCCCUUUCAAAUAUCUGGGCUUAACUAUCGGGGCCAAUAUGAAUCUUAUUUCUAACUGGAGACCGGUUUUCGAUAUUUUCGAGAAACGCCUAGCCCUUUGGAAAGCUUCUUUUCUGUAUAUAGGUGGUAGAGUGACUCUAAUUCGGUCUGUUUUGGAGAGUCUUCCCACCUAUUUUUUUCUCUAUAUCGGGCCCUGA
This is a messenger RNA of Helianthus annuus (common sunflower), 534 nucleotides long. RefSeq lists its product as uncharacterized. The record is from RefSeq and is a predicted model, not a curated record. The transcript has a single exon. Bases 1 to 534 code for a protein of 177 amino acids. NCBI's taxonomy places the organism in Eukaryota, Viridiplantae, Streptophyta, Magnoliopsida, Asterales, Asteraceae.